AUGUCUAGCUGCUCCAGUGAAGUUGAUGUGGUAAAAACUCCAAUAACUACUUGUGAUGAUGAUGACAAUGGCAUUCUUUAUGCAUAUCAAUCAAAGCCUGGAUAUGGCAAUCAAAGUGUUCAGUCUAACACAUACUAUGAAGAGCAACGAAAAUCAGUUGCGGAUAUCCUGAAUCGUUGCAAGAUCAUCCAAAAUUCUGUUCAAACCCUGAAUAAGAAGUUUAAAACCAUUCAUGGAAAGGUUUCAAAAAUUUACCGUUUUCGUACAAAAUUAAUCUGGCAAAAUCGCAAACCACUUGGAUAUGCAUACAAACAUUACAGUUACCUGCUUUCUAGAAAGGUUAAACUGCAGAAAAAGAAGACAGAGAUGGAGAUGGAGAUGUCUCUUCCAGCUUCAUGCCAUUGUGGAGAAAGUUAUAGCCCAACUAUACCAGUAAAAAGACCCAAACAUGAUUCCCAGAGCAGCAUUGUAGGAAAUUAUUAUGCAUCACAGGAUUCCAUUAUCCAUGAUAAUGAGGAUCAUGAGAUGCGCCUUAGCCAGAGUCCAACAUUCCCUCCCUACACACAGGAAGAUUCAUCACAUUACAUUUCCGAUGAGCAAAUGGAGCGCUCCCCUUUCAUAGCCUCCUUUGAUAAUCAGGGGCCUCACAGUGCCAUGAAUAUCUUAUCAGGUGCAAAAAAUUCCACAUCAGUAUCUGCAGCUAUGCUAGAGCAAGAUGCAUCAGAUGGAGCUGUCACGUGUCCGCUAAGUCAAAGCUUCCCUCAGGACCCUUCAACUUGGACAGUAGAUGAAGUGGUCCUGUUUCUAGAGCAUACAGAUCCUGAGGCAUUCAUCCCCAUUGCCGACACCUUCAAGAAACACGGUAUCGACGGGAUAGCUCUGCUACUGCUCCAGAGUGAAGUUAUGAUAAAGUUUAUGGGAAUUAAGCUAGGAACAGCUCUGAAGUUGUGCCACUAUGUCGAAAAGCUUAAAGCAGAAAGAAGCAUUAAAGUAUAUUAG
Molecule: messenger RNA, 999 nt
Organism: Pipistrellus nathusii (Nathusius's pipistrelle)
Lineage: Eukaryota; Metazoa; Chordata; Mammalia; Chiroptera; Vespertilionidae
Source: the annotation of a GenBank genome assembly